AUGGCCAGGUUCAUGAAAGAAUCCAUCAACAUCCCCAAUCUGCAGCCAGAUGUAGCAAUCUUCGCCCUGAAGCACGCGCUUCGGGAGGGGAAAUUCCGAGAUAAACUGUCAAUGAAAAACCCCUCCAAGAUAGCUGACGUACUUCAAAUGGCUGAUGCGUUCAUCAGAACGGAAGAAUUCAACAAGGCAGCAGCAAGGCUGAGGAACCCCUCGGAUACGAGGGAUACCAAAAUGAAUCAGAGUAAGCCCGAGGGCAACUCAAGAAAGGGGAAAGAGAAGGAUGAUGAAAAGUGGAAGCUGUCAGACAAGCUCAGAUCAAACCCCCUCCGUAGGAACAAGAACAAGUGGUGUGAGUUCCACGAUGACUUUGACCAUACCACCGAGGAAUGCAACUCGCUAAAGGACAACAUCGAGGACCUCAUCCGGCAAGGCUAUCUAAAGCAAUACUUGCUCGACCGAAGAACGGAGAGGGAAGAAAAAGAGAAAGCGAUGUCUGGAAAGCUACAAGAGCAAGCCCAGAGAAGAGUCCAUGAGACCGAAGGGCAAAAGAAAAAACCGAUUCUCGUGGUGUUCGGAGGCCAAAGAUCCGGCCACGCCAGCAAGCAACACUUGAGGGCUCUCUCCCACCGAGUAAACUUUAGCACUAUAGGGGAGAACCAGCCUACACCCCCGAACAUAGCUUUUACUGCUGACGACUGCCUCGGAACCCAGUACAAGCACGACGACCCGUUGGUAAUUGAAAUGGAUCUCAACAACCACAACGUUCACAGGGUAUUGGUCGAUGGAGGGAGCGCCGUCAACAUCAUCUUCAGAAACUGCUUCGAGCAGCUCAUCCUUGAAGAAGGAUAA
Molecule: messenger RNA, 849 nt
Organism: Spinacia oleracea (spinach)
Lineage: Eukaryota; Viridiplantae; Streptophyta; Magnoliopsida; Caryophyllales; Amaranthaceae
Exons: 2
Coding region: 1-849 (282 amino acids)
Source: RefSeq, a predicted model, not a curated record